Anastrepha obliqua is the source of this 1128-nucleotide messenger RNA. Its product is annotated as pupal cuticle protein 36a-like. The transcript is spliced from 2 exons. The record is from RefSeq and is a predicted model, not a curated record. NCBI's taxonomy places the organism in Eukaryota, Metazoa, Arthropoda, Insecta, Diptera, Tephritidae. Bases 1 to 1128 code for a protein of 375 amino acids.
AUGCGUGCAUUUAUGGUUAUGUGUUUUGUGGCUUUGGCCACCGCCGAUAAAUUAGGCUACAACUAUCAACCAGUGGGGCACUCGGAUAGUGGUCUUUCCUUCAUUCCUGGGAGUGGUAGCAGCGGAGGUUUACCUGGUUCUUCAGGAGGUCUAGGCGGUAUUGGUGGUGGUCUUGGCGGCUUGGGUAGUGGACCAUCGAGUGGAUUUGGAGGUCUUGGAGGGGUCGGAGGUCUAAGCGAUAUUGGUGGUGGUCUUGGCGGCUUGGGUAGUGGACCAUCGAGUGGAUUUGGAGGUCUUGGAGGUGUCGGAGGUCCAAGCGGCGGUUCAUCUGGAAGUUUCGGCAACUUAGGCAAUGGUCUUGGCGGAUUAGGCGGUGGAUUGGGAGGUUUUGGAGGUGGUCCAUCUUAUGGCAUUGACGGUGGUUCGAGCUCAGGUCCUUCUGGUCCCAGUGAUUACAGCGGUGGCAGCAGUGGCAGCGCACCUGGUAGCAGUAGCUCAGUUGGCGCCCCAGCAGAAGCGGCAUACGAAAAGGAAUUCUAUACAUACACCGCUGAUGAAAGUGAUUUCAAUGAACCAGAAUCCAACGACCAGGUCGCUAAUUCAUUAAAGAAGAAUUUACGUGUUAUUUUCAUCAAGGGACCCGAAAACAACGGUUUGGAAAAGGCCGCUAUCAACUUGGCUAAACAUGCUUCCGAACAGAAGACCGCUAUCUAUGUGUUGCAGAAACAAGCGGAUUUGGGUGACUUAGCUAACAAAUUGCAAGUUUCACAUGAUUUGCAGAGCCACAAACCCGAAGUACACUUUGUAAAAUAUCGCACUCCCGAAGAUGCGGCUAACGCUCAAAAGGCCAUUCAAUCGCAAUAUGAUCAGUUGGAUGGACCUUCACAAUCGCACGAUGGUGGAGCUGCUCCAGUUCACAACUUUGCAUCUCCAGCUGCUCGCAAUGCUCCUUCUGGUGAUAGCGACGGUAUCUCUGGCCCUGCUGGCGGAAUUUCAGGUGAUGUCGGACGAGUUGGAGGUGUUCUCAGUGGACUUGGAUCGGGUGGUAGAGUUUCGGGUGGGAAAGGCCCAGCUGCACCAAGAGCGACAUACUUACCAGCCGCUAUCCUGAGGGCUUUUCGGUUUUAG